Diaporthe batatas is the source of this 1661-nucleotide messenger RNA. RefSeq lists its product as uncharacterized. The transcript has 5 exons. Lineage: Eukaryota; Fungi; Ascomycota; Sordariomycetes; Diaporthales; Diaporthaceae. The record is from RefSeq and is a predicted model, not a curated record. Gene Ontology annotation, molecular function: ATP binding; protein kinase activity. Bases 25 to 1452 code for a protein of 475 amino acids. Gene Ontology annotation, biological process: spliceosomal complex assembly; regulation of mRNA processing; protein phosphorylation.
GGCACAUCGCAGUCAGUUGUUGCCAUGUUUGCUCUUAAACGACCAGCCGUGGCUGGAAGAUCCUUUUUGAGUGUUAUCUGGACUGGUAAAAGGUCAAUUCCUGGUCUUGUUGCUGUUGAUAGAUCCUUUCUGGGUCCUCACGCAUCCUCCACCUUGAAUCACGCGCGUCCGUUUUCAUCAGGCAAAGCAAGGAUGGCGCCGCUUCUUGCACAAAACUUCCCCUCCAGCGGCUUUGAGGUUAUAGACCCGUCUGUCAAAAUUGAAGAAGAAACCCUGUCGUUCUACGAUUCGCGCAUGUUUUAUCCGGUGCGAGUGGGUGAGGUCUUCCGGGAGCGCUAUCAAGUUGUCGCCAAGCUAGGCUACGGCGCACAUUCUACAAUCUGGUUGUGCCGCGACCUUCAUGAUGACCUCUACCGGGCUCUGAAGGUGCAUAUAAAUACGCUUCAGUAUAACCGCGAGCUUGAAAUAUACCAACACCUCAAUAGCCCAGCCUUGCAGCAAUCGGACCAUGGCGGCAAAGACCAUCUUCGAGAACUCUACGACUAUUUCAGAAUUGAGGGACCGCAUGGAACCCACGACGUCUUUGUAAUGCGCCCCUUGGGGGCCGCCAUUAGGGACCUUCAGCAACUCGUGCCGGACCGCGUCUUUGAUUACCUAGCCGUGCCCGAUAUGCUUCUUCAAAUCCUUCCUACCAUUCAUUUUCUGCAUACAGAGGCGAAAAUCACUCACUCGGACAUCCACACCGGUAACUUGCUUCAGGGCGUCAAGGACGAGCAGCUAUUUGCAGAAAUCGAGGCGGACGAGCUCAGCGGAACCCCUUGCCCUCGCAAAGCCGGAGACAGGACUAUCUAUACCUCCCGAUCCUUCCACGAAGUAGUGGGCCGCCUCUAUCUUUGCGACCUCGGAAACGCCCUUUUUGCCGGUGAAGAUGUGAGGCCGGCCAUGCCCGUACAAUAUCGCGCACCCGAGGUCAUCCUUGGUAUGGAAUGGGGCCAUGCUAUCGACAUGUGGAGCGUUGGUAUGAUGGCAUGGGAUAUGAUGCAGCCUGCGGACCUGUUCAAAAUUUACGAUCCGGAGGACGAGUUUCUGAACAAUGCACACCAUCUUGCUGCAAUGAUUGCGCUUCUUGGUCCACCACCACGUGAGUUCCUGGAUCGCAGCCAGGAAUCCUUAAAGUACUGGGAUGAAAACGGUAACUGGAGGGAUAUCGUGCCUAUACCAACCAGCAGGACAUUUGAGUUCCUCGCGACGAAGCCAGAGGAUGGAGAGGAGAGGGAAUUGUUCCUCAACUUCAUCUCGGCACUACUGUGGUGGGUUCCAGAGGAGCGACUUGAUUCAUUUCAGGUGUUCUCCCACCUGUGGAUACAUCGCGCCAUGCAAAAUAUUCAGCAAGCUGAGGGUGAUGGAUCUAGCCAGGGCGGAACUGAACCACCCCCGCCUGGUAGUGGUUGAUAAGAGCUUGGUAUGGAACAGGAUGGCAGUCACCGUCUUUGAUAACGUGGAGCCAGACAGGAUGAGCUCGCGCCUCCAUUUGUAUGGGUAAAUCACCGAGUCACCACUGGCAUUGCAGGCUCAUCUAUGAGUCACUCAGCGAAGGACUAAGAGGAUGACCAGGCUGCUGGAAACAGUAGUAAUUAUAACAUUAGAGACCGGAUAUUCGC